AAUUGCCCUUGACACGUUAAAAUAUGGAAAACGUCAGAUAAACUAUUAAAUUGCAAUGGCAAACAAAUUUCACGAAAACAUUUAACCAGUUGAUGCAGAAAACUAGCAUGACCUUAAAUCUGGAUAUACCGCCUUACUAGACGAUAGUUACAUGAGACACUGGAGGUCAAAGUUGUUUUACCGAUCAGUUCAAAGGCAUUGGCGGUCUAGGUGUGUCCAAUGAGACGGAACGAAUCAAUGAAGCAGAGAGUCCUUACUGAAGUUCCAACCAUAAGCGACAUCAAUCACUUGGAGUCGAAAAAGGCACGAUUAGACAGUUUGACAUCAAAUUCUUUACCCGAAUCGUGUGUUCUUCAUGUUCGUGGUUUACCACCGGAUACAACGGAACAUGAAGUUUCCACUUUGGCCAUUCCAUUUGGUUCAAUCGCUAAUAUGAUACUAACUAAAAAAACCUGUCAGGCUCUCAUUGAAAUGGACACUUUGGAAUCGGCUGAAUCUAUGUUUAGUUAUUAUACAACUGUAUGCCCGCCAAAAUUACGCGGCAGAUAUCUUGUAGAAAUUCAGUUUAGCAAAUAUACCUCUCUUACUAAUUCCAAUAAUAAUAAUAAUGCAACUGCGUCUGCCAUUCAAGAAGCGAAUAAACAGUUUGCAGCGUUCCGUAUUGAAAACGAAGAAUCUACUAAAACGGUGUUGCACAUUCAUGUGGAAAGAUUACUCCCAUCUUCAGAGAUCGGAUACUUACCAUUUUUUCUCGCGUUCAGACCUUUUGGGCGAAUACUACGCGUGGUUUCAUUCAGGAAAAAUGAGUCUCGUCAUGCGUUUUUAGAAUUCAGUAAUUCUAUAUCAGCGCAUGUCGCAAAACUGCAAAUGAAUGGUGUACCUUUAUUCCCCGCGGAAGGAAAUUUUUGUAUACUGCGUACCGAAUUCUCAAGACAACCCACUUUAGAAGUCCAUCGGGAAGACAGUAGCAGCAGAGAUUUUACUCGUAACCCGUGGAAUGAAAUUGAUGAAUCACAGGAAAUAGCGUCAAGCAUGAGUGGGAAUAAAAAGUUCCAACCGAUUCUUUCUUCUGUCAAACCCGAUUUGAAUGAUCUCAGUGAAGAAAAGCUUUCAAAUAUGGAUCCAGCGUCUCUAAGCACUUUGGCCAAUAGACUUAUCAAACCUCUACUAAGAGUUGCUGCAUCAGUAUCUGGCCCACAAGCUGAUGUACUUAGAGCACAGGCAUCAGCACUAGGUGGUCUGUCUGCUUUGAUUUCAGAAAACCAAAGUCACUGUGAAUCUUUUUCUUGGCCGAUUAUUCCUAAUGUAUCUGCUCAGGAAGUUACUAAUAAUGCAUCACGUAUUUAUGUUGGUUCACCUGUUGUCUUUGUAUCCAAUUUAAACGAAGAGAAAGUCAAUCCGGAUACGUUGUUCAUACUAUUUGGUGUGUAUGGUGAUGUGCAACGCGUGAAAAUUAUACACAACAAACGAAGCACAGCUCUGGUUCAGUUGACUGAUGCUGCUCAAGCUCUUCGAGCUGUGAACUUUUUGAACGGUGUACCUUUAUAUGGUAAAACUUUACGAUGUAUUCUUUCGAAAAAUAUGUAUAUUAAUAUGCCACAAAAUAGUUUAUAUAUACCUGAUGGUGAUGAAUCACAAAAUACGUGUGAUUAUAGUGGGCACAAACUGCACCGAUUUAGACACGUCAAUUCACGGAAUCACUUUAAUAUCUGUGCUCCAUCUAAAGUUCUUCAUGUGACAAAUCUUCCUGAUGUGGUAGAUGAGGAGAAAUUGAAGACAGUCUUUGAAUAUGCCUGUGAAUGCCAUGUUUCUCGGGUGAAAAUUUUCAAAGCAGAGAAGAAAAUGGCACUUGUAGAAUUAGAAAGUAUGGAGGAGGCGAUUUCAGCUUUAAUUGCAAUGCAUGAUUAUCCCAUCGAAGAGAAAAUGCGUCUUCGUGUUAGUUUCAGUAAAUCAGCUAUCUAACAUUAUUUAUGAAUCAAACACAAUUUGAUGCUUUUAUGUAAUAUGGAAAAAACUUAUCACUAACUUUAUUGUCGUGUCUGUUCCUCUUGGUUACCAUGUUCCUUUUAUCGUACAUUUACGGUUCCACACGUUUUCUUUAUCUCAAUGUUCGUAAAUGUGAUAAAAUGAAUGUGAUAAUAAAUAUAUCUCAAAACAGUUAUUCAUUUGCUUAAAUCACUGGCA
Messenger RNA from Trichobilharzia szidati, 2184 nucleotides. The record is from the annotation of a GenBank genome assembly. Lineage: Eukaryota; Metazoa; Platyhelminthes; Trematoda; Strigeidida; Schistosomatidae.